Balaenoptera musculus (blue whale) is the source of this 3253-nucleotide messenger RNA. RefSeq names its product BCL2 interacting protein 3 (gene BNIP3). Gene Ontology annotation, biological process: positive regulation of apoptotic process; mitochondrial outer membrane permeabilization. The coding region runs from base 1704 to 2297 and encodes 197 amino acids. The transcript is spliced from 6 exons. Lineage: Eukaryota; Metazoa; Chordata; Mammalia; Artiodactyla; Balaenopteridae. The record is from RefSeq and is a predicted model, not a curated record. Gene Ontology annotation, cellular component: mitochondrial outer membrane; mitochondrial envelope; nucleus.
UAGCUUCUGCUGACCUGCAGAGGCUGAGUGGCCCUGGCUUUUGUCCAGGGAGCCCUGGGCUCCCAGACAGACCCCGGCCUGCCUUGUGCGGGCCAGGCCAACAUGAAGUGACUUGAGAGGCUAAAGUGAGAAGCGUGUUAACAUCUGAAAACCGGUGAUCCUUUUGUUAGCAGCCAAGUGGGAGGCUGGACGUGGUAUAAACUGUAUGUUUACGUUUUAUUCCUGGACCCUUGAUUUGCUGUCUUCUGACGAAUGUGACCUAUUCUGCAGCAAGCUGCUGUUGAGGGCAGGCCCGGGCUCUCAGGGGAGGGGGUGACGUGUAGGGGACGGGCCCGAAUGGGUGGCGCUGUGUGGCGCCCCUGGGGCCCUGGUUUCAGCGCAGAGCAGCAGCUCUGGGUCACGGUUCCUGGAGCGGCCGUACAGUGACCGCCAGCCUCGGUCGGGGUUUUCAGUCUGGUCUGCCUUUGCGCUCCCCCUCCUGCACCCACCCUGGAGAGGCCUGGACCCACGACACACAGCAGAGGAACUGUCCUGGGCCCGGAGGCCUGUGCGCGUGGCCAGCUUGGAAGCAGGGCGGGGCACGGGACCGCAGGGGCAGUCUUGCCAGUGAACGGAGCCUGGCAGUGGAAGAGUGAAUUGAAAGCAAGAACUUUCAUGUUCGCCAGAAGGCUUGAGCGGAAAGGCUGUCUUUCCACAGCGAGAGUCACCUGCAACACAUUCGAAUGAAGAAAGGCUUGUGUCGGGAGUCCCUGGGGGUCCAGUGGUUAGGACUCGACGCUUUUACUGCCGGGGCCCUGGUUCAAUCCCGCAAGUCUCGCGGCGCGGCCAAAAAAAGAAAGGCUUGUGUCUUGAAUAUCGAGCUAGAUGGAGAAAGAUGGACCGCUCCGUUGGAAAGAGGAGCAGAUUUCAACAGCUACUUCAAAAAAGAUGCUCUCCACAUGGCCAGUAAGCAAGUGAAGAAAUGUUCAACCUCAGUAGAAAUCGGAGAAAUGCAGAAUAAACCAUAUAACCCACCACCACACACCCACAGAAUAGCUAUAUUUAAAGACGGAUGCCAAGUGUGAGGCAACAAAGAUGCUCACAUUGCUUCGGCUGCAUCGGAAAGCAGUGGCGUUGCAAUACAUUAAACGUACGCCUAGAAUUUUUCCACCCUGGAACCCCGCUCCUAGGUGUGGGUUCACAAGUGAGAGCCUGGGGACGCCGCGAAACGCUGGAAGCCAGCCUUGGUCCACGGCACAGCAACGACAGGAUGGCCCCCCCCCCCCAUUCCAAGCCCCCAGGUAUUGCUUCAGGGCCCUGACCGCCUGCCUUGUCCGCACACCUGUGGGUGUCUCAGCCCCGCCGCACAGAACGUGUACUUUCACCCUUUGGGACCUCUCUAGGGUUCACACCUGUCCUCCUGUGGGAAUUGCCGAAGUUGAUCUCACCUUCCAGCUCUUCACCUGUCAACCCCCAAAACACACAGCCGAGCGCGACGGCACCUCUUCCCCUGCCUGUACCCACCUGGACCUCGGCUGUGCCCAGACCGGGGACACCUCCCCUCACGGGUGCCCCUGGAGGGGCUCUCCCCGGUCACUCCCGAUUCCGGAGCCCAGCACGGCUGGUGCAGCAGAGUGCCCGCCGGGUCAGCUGUUGGCUGCCUUGGUGAAUUUAUCAAGUCAGCUCCCAAGUCGUGGGGCUGGAGAGACAAAGCUAAACUUCGAAUGCUGGCUCAUAGGAUGUGGGGUGGUAGCUGCUUUGUGCUACAUUUUGGCUCCUGGGUGGAAUUACACUUUGGCAGUAAUGGGAACGGGAGCAGUGUUCCAGACUCUGUUUCUAUUUAUAAUGGCGACAUGGAAAAAAUCCUGCUGGAUGCCCAGCACGAAUCUGGACGGAGCAGCUCCAGGAGCUCCCACUGUGACAGCCCACCUCGCUCACAGACCCCACAAGAUACUAACAGAGCUUCUGAGACAGACACACAUAGUCUUGGAGAAAAGAACAGCUCCCAGUCUGAGGAAGACUAUAUGGAGAGAAGGAAAGAAGUCGAAAGCAUCUUGAAGAAAAACUCAGACUGGAUUUGGGAUUGGUCAAGCCGGCCGGAAAACGUCCCCCCGACCAAGGAGUUCCUCCUCUUCAAGCGCCCGAAGCGCGCGCCCACGCUCAGCAUGCGGAACACGAGCGUCAUGAAGAAAGGGGGCAUCUUCUCCGCAGAGUUUCUCAAAGUUUUUCUGCCGUCUCUUCUGCUGUCCCAUCUGCUGGCCAUCGGGUUGGGGAUCUACAUUGGAAGGCGCCUGACAACAUCCACCAGCACGUUUUGAUGAAGAAUUGGCGUCCAGCUUUCUCCUGUAGUGGGGAAGUGUGUUGUCCACAGCACAGCGUACAGAGGAGGCUGCCUUGGUCCUUGGGUGGCUGCACCACUUGUGUCAUUUCUUCUGUAAAUGCCACGUUCCUAACUCAGUAAAAUAAAGACACUAAGACCAUGCUCUCCCAUAAUCAUACUUAUGGGAUAAAGUAAUAUGCCUGUCACUGAUUAAUAUCUAUUAAUAAUUUGGUGGUAAUCUUUCUUCGGAUAUUUAAGUAUAAAUAAUUUUAACGUAUCCAUGAUGUAUGUAGUAUUUUAACACAUUAUCUGCAACCUUGAUUGAGUUAAACACUGUAUUUUGAAAGAACGAAUACCGUUGACAUUAAAAGGACUACAUGAGGGUUUAUCCCGAAUAAACACUGUGGCCUUACCCCCCGUUGUAGACCAUAUUUAAGUGGAUGCAUCCGUCUACUACAGACGCCGCUCAGCUCUCACUGUGCUGGUGGUUCUUUGUGAUGUGACACGUAGGCUUCAGGCCACAGCACGGGUGGGCCAGGUGGUCCCCACACCGGCACCUUGUGCAGCACAGGGAGUCCCGCUGAGGCUGUUACCGCCACCCUGGACAGCGCCCACCGGCUGAUCAGCGUCUUCUCUCUGCUCUCGGGAUUGCUAAAUUUAGUCUGUUUGUGUUCAGUUUUUGUGUGCUCUUAGAAUCAGCUUUAUUCUAAGCUAUUCUGUGUCUACUUUAAAAGCCUGGAAAUAGAUAAAAAAUGAAUCUUUGCCAAAUACUUGGUUACGGUAUUUACAUAUGGUUUAAAACCAAACGUCACACAAGCUUUUUCAUUAAACCAGGUGUAUCCCCACUGCAUGGUUUUUAAAGGCUGCCCCUUUGAUAUACUGUAUAAAUGCUGUUGUAUUUGUUUCACUUUUCCAGACUAAAUUCGGUUGUGUUAAAUAAAUGUAACAUUCUAA